CAUUGAGAUAGCUUCGAUAAAAUACCGAAAGACCGAGUGAAAGCGAUUGUAUAACCGAAAUUAUCGAAGGAAAAUCAUCCAAACCCAACGAGGUUGAUUUGAAAAAUAUACAUCUCGUGUGUGCAAUGAAAAUCGUCGAUUAUUAAACUUUCUAUCUAUAAAUACGCUAUAAAAACUAGUCGAGAAAAAAAAAACACGAACGUGGCCAAAUGUGGGGACAUUUUGAGUGUUGAAAUUAAUAAAUGCUUUUCAACGAACGCUGUCUUAUAAUUAAUUCCACUGUCUUUAACUUGAACGUGCUAUUUUUGUGGAAAAAUAAAAAAAAGUGUUUGAAUUUGACAAAAAAUAAAGAGAAGAUUCGAAAGAUGAACUGCGAAUAGAACAUAAUAAGCAAAAAAAAAAAACGCUGCAAUGAAUAUCGGAUUUUGUAAUAAUACCGAGGGAAUUAAUAAGUAAUUACCGCUUUGUUUUCAAGUCGCAGUGAAAAUACACGAAACAAAAAGGGAAACGACAGAGUGUGCAUCAUUUGUCGGCGUGAAAAGCAAAUCUAUUUGACAGUUUUAUAUAUUCUCCCUUUCUAUAUGUGCGCGUUUGUGAAUUUUUGCCGCUGGCAAGUGCAAAAAAGGAAAAUCGACGGGAACCAACAAAAACCAUACCAUUCCAUGUGUAUUUUGUCAUAAACAUUGUGAAAGUGAGAUUGUGUAUGGACGAACAAUUUAUUUUUGUUAUUUUCACCCACAAAAACUCGUUGGGACUCGCUUUUUUCUUCUCGUCAAGCGAUAAAACUGUAAAGAUAAAAAUGAUGGCAUUUUUAAAACUAAAAUUGAAUUCUUGCUGAAGUUUUAUUUAUGUGCAAGCAACAACACAUCAAAAACAAACAAAAAAUGAUGUGAAAACAGAAAAAGUGAUCAAAAACAAAGCAACAACAAGAGAAACAAGAAUACAAACAAAUCAUUCAUCGUUUUGAAAGUCUCCCAAACAGAAAGACAAGAGGCAGCAAGAACCCUGAGUGUGUGGAGCGUAAGAGAGAACGAGUUCGAGAGAGUGAAACCGAAAGAGAGUGAGAGAGCACCAACGUGAUAAGGACAUAAACACGUACAUAAAUUACAAAAGCUUCUAAUUCAAUGAGAUGAGCGCCUUACAACAAAUGAAAAACUUGCAACAAAUAUAAAACGGCCACAAUAAAUCAACGUGUUCGUGUGUACACCCUUUCUAUAUUGUGUGAUUGUUUUGUAUUUUUUGUUGUUGUUGUUUGGUGAUUGGUGUUUUGGUAUUCAAUCCACUUGCUUCUUGUUUGUACUUCUUCGACCAAUGACAUCGGUGUAAUAUGACGAAGCAUCGAAACCGAGUCAUUUUGUAAAUAAGCAGAGCGAUUGCAUACAGUGCCGUGCCGUCUUUAAGACUUGUGUGCAGGUUCAAGUGUAUAAAGGCAGGAAUACGAGCUUUUACUCGCUCUCUCUCUCUCUCUGUCUCUGUUAUUGAACAGAGUUGUGCGAAAUGAUGCGGUUAAAACGCAUAGUAUGACUGAUCAAACGAAGAAUUUAAAAUUUCGUUUGAAUAAUUAUCAUACUUAUCAUUAUGAGAUGAGUACGAUUUUCUAUUGUGAACGUCUGACAACGAUUGAAACAAAUUAUUCGAAUAAGCGACAAAAAGAUAAUAAUCGUUCAAGAAAACGUUGCAACUGGAAUAUCAAUACUGAUUUUUGUUCGACAAACAGCACGCUAUUCAUUUCAACCAUACAAAUAUCUAAUCAACAGUCCGAAGAAGAAGUAAAGAAUUGAAAAGAAAAAGAGGGGGCAAAAAUCGAACCAAAAACAGGGCAAAUAUUUCUUUUGUACGUAAAAAAGCGAUAAAAUAAUGAAAUAAAAUCAUAAAAAAAGGAAUCUCUAAAUAGCCAAAUCAUAAAAAGAAAAACCAAAAGAACGAAGAGGUAAAGAAUGUAUGUGGAUACGAGCAAGAGCACAAUAGCAAGAGAUUCAAUAUACACAUACAGUACAACCGAUGCAACAAACAAGUAUAGAUAGAUACAUAUAGAGAAAGCAAGAGAAGAAAGAAAAAAAUUGACAUACUCAUUGGAAAAGGACGAAAGUUCCCAGUGUGAGAUUGGACGAGUGGAAAUAGUGUGUUAAGCAAAACACAGUCUUAUAGCGAUCGAAAGCAGCAGAAACAACAAUAAAAAAAAGUAUUACAAAAGGAAACCACAGACAAAAUAAAUGAGAUUAAAUUCCGAACAUCCAAUAACAAUCGAAAAUAAACAAAAACCAAAAAGGAUAUACAAAAGAAUUGACAGAAAGGAUCGAUCCAAAAACGAAAAAGAAAAAGUAAGAUAGAGGGGGGAGCGAAGCUUUAACAACAAAAAAUAAACAGUAGCAACAAAAUUGCGGAUUAGAAAUCGCAAAGCAACACUGUUGUAAUCGAAGUUAUAUGUAAUAAGAGCAGAUCGGAGUGACACAUUGAAAUUGGCCAAUAAUAUGACUUGGACAAUCCAUUGAGCUGCACGGCAACCACAUCAUACACCAGAGAUAAGAAUAGAUAUGCGUAUCACCAUCCUCAUCAUUGUCAGUGAUUUGAUUCAAGAAAUUGAGAGAGAAAAAAUAUAGAGAGUGUGUGUGUGAAGAGCAGCAGCAGUAGCACAACAUUAACGCAAUUUACAAGAGACGACACAACUGGACUGCAGCCAUAAACGUGACGAUAACAACAAACUCAUACACAUAAAGCUUUCAAAAGAACGAAUAUCCGAAUCACAUUGAGCAGAGGAGAGAAGAAAAAAACAUUUCCCUCACAUCGAUUAUGUAGCCAGUGUGUGUGCGUUGCCGUUCCUUCUGAUUCCACUUUUUGGCACACAUUUUAAUUCACACUCACCAUCAUUGUUCUUCACAUCAUUUCACUAUCAUCACACUGAAUAGAUUUCGCUUGGAUCGACAAACGUUUUGGCUUUCAUGGUCAUCGAAACGCACAUUAAUCCGUAACGCGAAUGCAUCGAUAAAAAGACAAAAAGGAUAGAGCGGGAGAGUGUGUGUGAGAGAGAGAGCAAAGGCAAGAAAGAAGAAAACCAUAUUCGGCAUUAAUUUCCUCUGGCUGUCAAUUAUCCUAUAGUGUACGCAUUCUCUUUCAUUUCUUUUAGUCGAUUCCAUUAUCUCUCAUUGUUGAAAUCUUCGGUAUUUCGUCAGUUCAACUCCAUCGAACAAGCCCCGUAAGCAACAACAAAAACAAAUAUAACAGAACAAAAAAAUAAUUGGUAAUUUGGCGUCGAUUGAAUCCAUUAUCGCCUGCUUUGUGUUCACGCAGUGACGAUUCAACGUGAAGAAAAUGUUAUCAAACUCAAAUGUGUUCAUUCUAUUGAUUUUGAUAAUACAUUCAAUAUUGUUCGAAUUCACAUUAGCUAAUUUAGUUGCAGUGAAUGCACAUGCUAAAUUCGAUGAAACGAAAAUUACGACGAUCGAAACGGUGACCACCGCCACAUCAACAUCAUCAUCAUCAUCAACCACAACAGCAUCAUCAUAUGUGGCCCAUUUCAUCGAUGGCCAAAGUCGAACAACAACGACAAAAACAGCAUCAUCACGCAUUAAAGAUAAAAUAGCCAACAUAAAAGUGACGACCACGAAAGAUCCAUUAGAGACAGGAAAUCGUAAACAAUUUCCAAGCACAAUCAACGAAUACAAUUCAAUAGCAACAACACAUCGCGUAACUAUUAUCAAUACAAUACCCACGACGACAUUGCCAUUAGAUCGAGCAACAAAAUUUAACGAAAUUCCAUUUAAUGCGACUAGCACAAAAAAUGCUCAUAAUGGUUUGACAAAGUUUGAAAUGGUGUCAAGCACCUUGGCAAAUAAAAAUGCGACCAUUUCACCGCAAACGGAAGAACCUACACUCGACCCAAAGCCAUUACUGACAUCAGCAUCAACACCAAACACACUCAAGCAGCAAUUCAACCAUCAAGGAAAUCUGGAAAUAAAUUCAAACCAAAGUCGUUCACAUGCGAAUGCACAAAAUCGUAGUAGUUCGUUAAUGGGAAGCAAUAAUCAAAUCAUUGACGAUAACGACAACACCAACAUAAAAACGCUUGAUUAUCUUAAUGGUCAUAGCAAUGAUGAUAAAACUGAUUAUGUGAAUUCUAACAUUCAUCUACUACCUCAAUCGGAUGCACCGUCAUCGUCAUCAGCUGCUUCCAUGAAUCCAUCAUUAUCUGAAACGAAUAUGAAAUCGACACGAUCAGAUGUUGUCUAUUUUGUUGUCGCUGUUAUCGGCGGUGCAAAAAUUUGGGCACGUACACUAGCACAAACUCUUAGUGAUAUGGGACCACCAUUUAAUGAUUCAUCGGGAUCUCCGCUUCGGCCAAUAUAUGUUGAUUUACCAACAAACGGAAGAUUCUCUGUGAAUGUGCUUCUAUCGUUGUGUCAGCAAAGUGAAAAGCGUCCAUUAGCCGGUGUUGUAGUCAUCGGAAAUGGACAGUCAGCACAUGCAAUUGCUCAUGCUGGUUCAGCGAUGCAGUUACCUGUUUUAUGGGCAAAGGGUGGAACAACUAAUUUACAUGAAAUACAUCCAGAGGCAUCUCUGCAAGCGCUACUUCAACCAUCAGCUAUCGAAAUUUUUGAAGCGGUACGAUCUUUAUUCCUACAGACACAUUGGCACUCGUUUUUUGUACUGUCUGAUGUUCAAGCAACGAACGUCAUGAAUGUUAAGGAUAAUCCGUUGAAGAGACCACCACUGGUACCAACUAUUGUACCGUUGCCGAGGAACAACGAGGAUGUGUUCAAGCAAUUAGCCCAAAUAUCUCGUUCAACAAGGGGUGUUAUACUAUUGUUGGGUAAUGUGCAAGCCACUAGGCGGAUUAUGACUGAAGCGCAUCGCCUCAAUAUGGUCGGGGGCCAUUUCAUAUGGUUGUGGAUCGAUACGAGCACAUCAACUGGAUAUUUUCAUCAAGCAACGGUGCCAGUGAGACAAUCAUCAAAACCGCAACACCAAACAACCCGAUCAAAGGCAAAUGCCAGUAGUGUUAGCGGCACAACAUCAAAAAGUGGCUUAGAGCCAAAAAGUGAAAAUCGAAAAAGUUCCGAUAAACAAAUGCAAACAUCAACACCAACUUACGAUGGUGAUGUGUACGAUGUAAAUAGCCCGAAAAAAAUGCAAUCAACGAAAGUACGACAAAGCUCGAAUCGUAGUGGAGAAGAAACGGCUCUGGAAGCCGAUGAAGAUGAUGGUUCGUCGUCAUCGUCAAAAGUGAAUGUUGAUUUUAGUCAGGGUUUUGAUCCAUUUCGAGUGUUGUUGGAACAACAUCAAGACGAACAACUCAAACAAACAUUUGGUACACCACAACAUUAUCAAGAACGAACCGCACAGCGUGAUAACAACAAACAAACACCAACCAAUAACCGUUUAAUUUUGGGUUUGCGUAGCGAAAGCACUGCGGCCACUGAAACCGAAGAGCCAACCAAAGAAAAAAAGAAGAAAAUUCAACGCCGCAGCAGUAGCACCAACAACAAAACCAAAAGCCGAUACAAUAACAUCAACACAAAUGCACAACGCCACAGCGAAAUUGACGAUGAUGCAUUUUAUGAUGAACAUGAUGAAAUGCCCAUUUUUUUAUCGAAUCAAACGAUCUCAUCGAAAAAUCGCAUUUAUAAUAAUAAAUAUCGAAAUUUUAGUGAUGAUAAUUUGGAUGAUUUCAUUGACAAUAAUAAUUUCAACGAGAGUCCCAAUUUAAAGUCGAAUUUUAAGCGUACAUCGACAGUAAAUGGUAGCACCUCAUCGUUACCGUUGCCGCCAUCGUCCUUUGUUAAUUUUCAUCAAUUCAAAGAUUUUCCCGUUGGUUUAUUGGCAUUACGGCCGAUUCGCAUGAACGUGGAUCGACAUUUUAUACGGGCGGCUGUACGCUUAUUUGCUGCCACUUGGGAGAAAAUUAAUAGCAGCAAAUCGAUUUUGAAUUCAAUACCAUCACAACAGCGACCCAUCACCACAUCAUCAUCGUCAUCAAUGCCACAAUCGCGUCGAACACAACAAAAUCGAAAUGCACAAGGCACAACCACACUGUAUAAUGCCAAAAAAUUUGGCAAUGAAAUGAACAGCCGAAAAAUGAGACGUAAACGCAACAUUCAUACGGUUAACAAAUUACUUGUAAAAAUCGUAAAAUUGGAAAAUGUAAUCGAACACGACCAUAAGCAUGAGCAUUAUGGUGAAUACGAUGAUGAUGAUGCUGAUGAUGCUGUUGUUGUGGAUGAAGUGAGAAAACAAACGGAACCACAAACGGUGCCCGCAAAAAUGCAAGUUAACAGUUCUCUAUUUCUAAAAGAGUUAAACAGUAUUAGUGAUAAGAAUAAAAAUAGCGUUACUAUUGAACGAAAAAGAAAACGGCGAUUAGCCGAACAAAAAACUAUUGAUAAACAGUUAAUAAAAUUUAAUAGUAGUUUUACAAGUGACCUACCAAAUAAUAAUGAUAAUAUUAAUAAAAACACAAAUAACACUUAUUACAUUAACAAUAGCGAUAGUGUUAAUUUAACAAAUGUGAACGUUAGUUUUAAUCGAAAUUUCAGUGGCUUAUGGAAACAAAACAGUAAAAAUAAGAGCAAUAUUCAUUCAUUAAAUGGCACGCGACACCAACAAAUAAUUGUAAGUGAUGAAAGCAGCAGCAACAACAACAAGACAUUACAGUUCAAUGCAUCAAAUGUGACAAAUCAACCGGUGGCUGUCAUUGCUGCUCAAUUAAACCGCAAUGACCCUCACUCAACAACUGAGUCGAUGGCCAAGCAAGCAAGUCAAUCGAUAGUCGAAAAUUUUUUAAAUCAUCGCUCAUCAGAAGAUGUACGACAUUCGUCGCCGUACAAGCGACAAAAUACAUGGUGGUCAACGAAAAAAGACAUACCCACAUUGGCAACACAAUACAAACGACCGCAAUACGAUACGAACAACAAAAAUGCCAAUCAAUUAGCGAACGCUUAUCGCAUCACCGAUCACGAUUAUACGAAUCCGAUAAAGUGUGAAACGCCAAGCUAUUUCGGUGGAUGCUAUGGCACAUCCACCAGACAGGAUAUAAAAAAUGCUGAAUAUUUUUCAAGAGCAUUAAGAGAAGCAACGAAAUUGGCAUUGUCUGGACGAACAAUUUAUAAUGGUAUCAACGAGAAAGCCUUAACAACCAAUUUUGAUUUAUUAAAUUUGGUGCCGAGCGAUCAUCCGUAUCAUGCAAAAGUUAAUAAUAACCAAUCGUUUCAAAGUAAAUCCACGGCACAUAGCUCAAAUAAUAAGGAGAAACGGUCGACAACAACAGCAAAGGGUUCAAACGGAGCUUCGACGACAAAGUGGCGUCGCGUUGGAUUAGUUUCUGCCUCGAGCGUUCAAUUAGAUACAAUUGUUUGGCCAGGUGGUGAUAUUGUUGUUUCAGGUCUAUCGGCCGGAGCUAGAACUGUAUUUCGUAUUGUGACUGCAUUGGCGCCGCCAUUUGUCAUGGAAUCUGAACUGGACGAAGACGGUUUAUGUUUACGUGGUUUGCCAUGUCACCGAGUAUCCCCAGUCGGACGACACAAUUUGACACUGAUGUUCAAUGCAAUCGAGACCCGUGAUCGGUUGGAAGAGGAUGCAGUUGAACAUGGAAAUGAUUUGCCACCCGAACCGGAGCAUCUUGAUGAGAAAAUAUCGCACGUCACAAAAUGUUGCUAUGGACUUACAAUGGAUUUACUCGAUAACAUUGCCACGGAAUUGAGUUUCGAAUUUCAUCUUUAUGUGGUGCGAGAUCAACUAUUCGGUUCGAAGCAGCAACGUGAUGUUGAAGAUUUCAUUAAAACCAAUUCAAAAUUGAGCGGCAGUAAUGGCCACGAUGAAGGUACCCCGAACAAGCCUACAGAUCAUGAUGUCGAUGAAGAGACAUCUAACACUGAUCAAUGGAAUGGAAUCAUUGGAGAUUUAGUUAGCGGUUCUGCCGAUAUGUCAUUUGCAUCAUUGAGCGUUUCCAAGGACCGUGCGAAAGCGAUUGACUUCAGCAUACCAUACUUUCAUAGCGGAGUUUCUUUGCUAGCAUCGCCGAAACGAAAAUCCGAAAUUCCAUUGUUGGCCUUUUUGUUGCCAUUUUCACCCGAACUUUGGAUUGCCAUUUUCACUUCAUUGAAUAUUACAGCGGUUGCUGUCGCAGUCUAUGAAUGGCUCAGUCCGUUCGGUUUAAAUCCGUGGGGACGACAACGGAGCAAAAAUUUUAGUUUGUCAUCGGCAUUGUGGGUGAUGUGGGGAUUAUUGUGUGGUCACUUGGUUGCAUUUAAGGCGCCAAAAUCGUGGCCAAAUAAGUUCUUGAUAAACGUUUGGGGCGGUUUCAGCGUUAUAUUUGUUGCAUCUUAUACUGCAAACAUAGCUGCUUUGAUAGCCGGUUUAUUUUUUCAUCAUGCAGCCAGUAGUUACGAUUCUUCGCUUACGACACAGAAAGUGGGAGCACCAAUAGCAUCGGCUGCAGAAUCAUAUGUACAAAACAAGGAUAAACAUUUAUGGGAGCACAUGAAAAAAUAUUCAUUGAAUCACAUUGAAGAUGGCAUACGUGGGCUAAAAAAUGGUACACUUGAUCUUUUGAUGGCCGACUCCCCCAUUUUGGACUAUUAUCGGGCCACCGAUCAUGGCUGUAGUUUACAACGCAUCGGUGAAACAUUCGUUGAAGAUACGUAUGCCAUUGGUUUUGUGAAAGGAUUUCCGUUGCGUGAGUCAAUAUCGGCAUUAAUUGCCAAGUAUUCGAGUAACGGUUACCUGGACAUUCUCACCGAAAAAUGGUAUGGUGGUUUGCCGUGUUUUAAAUAUGAAGCGGAAAUUGUGACACCAAGACCCUUAGGUGUGGCUGCUGUAGCUGGAGUUUUCCUAUUGCUCGGCCUGGGCAUGGUAAUGGGUGUUGUAAUUUUGAUAUUUGAACAUUGGUUCUAUAAAUAUGCGUUGCCAUCGUUGCGUCUGAAACCAAAAGGAACCAUUUGGAAAUCGCGUAACAUUAUGUUUUUUAGUCAAAAACUAUAUCGAUUUAUCAAUUGUGUUGAAUUGGUAUCACCGCAUCAUGCUGCACGCGAAUUAGUACAUUCGAUUCGACAAGGACAAAUUGCCAGCUUAUUCCAAAAAAGCAUCAAACGGAAGGAGGAUGAACAACGUCGACGCCGUAAGAGCAAAGCACAAUUCUUUGAAAUGAUCCAGGAAAUUCGAAGGGCACAGCAAGUUGAGCGACAAAAUUUGGCGGCGGUUGCUGAGGCUGAAUCGCAAAAAGAUACUGUUAAAAGCCCACCGUUAUUGUUUAAGCCACGUGCCAGUCCGAAGCCUGGUAUAUUUUCGGCGUUAAAAAAAGAUGGUCGUUCACGUUCAAAUUCAUCGGUAUUGACACCGCGACGAUUUAGCACGGAUAGCAUUUUAGGUGAUAGGCUGGAUUCAAUUGGUCGUCGAUUAAGUCGUGAUUUAACGAAUUCACCGCCGGAUCUGAAUAGACGCUACGAUUUUGGUGGUAAAAACGAUCUAUCGCCGAAUAAAUAUGAUACUAUAUCCGGAUCAAAUCUCAGCGCACUUGGUAUAAGCAAAUCAAAUGAAACACUUUCAAGUCGUUAUGAUACAUUUAGUGGGAAAAAUGUUGAAAAGACAUCCAUACCAGUUAAAUUAAAAAAGCACGGCAAACGGCCGAAAAUUAGUUUUGAAUCAUAUCAUCGUGAUAGUGUUGAUGAUAAAGAUGAAUGUGAGGAUGAAUUGCCGGCGGUGAAAGAGGGUUUGGAACCAUCAUUUCUGCAAGAGGAUCGACCUACCGCUAUUCUACGACUCAAAUUACAUGAAGAACUACGCGCCAAACAUCCACCGAUUCAGACAAAAUCAACCACAACCGUUGUAGAUCAAGUUGUACCGAAUUCCGUUAUUCGACCUCCAAUGAUACCGAAGAAGGUGGUCAUUGUACGGCAUCAACGGCAAAAAAGUCUCGACAAUUUGGAUGUGGUUCAAACCGAUAAAUCGAAAACAUCAUCAUCAUCAUCACCAUAUAAAAGUGAUGAAUCUGGCGAUAGUUUGACAAAAAUGAAUCAACGAUCACAAAUCAGUUUGGAGCGAUUAAGCCGUGAGGAUCUACUGCGUUUGAGCCAUAGUUCACAGUCGGAAAUUCAUGAAUAUCUAAAAGGUUCAUCGUUACCGGAUCGUUCUGCUGAACCACCGUGAAUUCAACCAGACUAAUAAUAUCCAGGUAAUCUUUUGGAAACUCACUCUCUUGCAUAGUUCACUAGUUUGCUGUAGAGAGAGUGGGUAGAAAGAAGAAAUUUUUUCUCGCAUUUGGCUUGCGAAUGCAUUGCUGUAUGUUGCCAACGCCAUAUCGCCAUUUAAUAUCAUCUAGUGCUGUUGUGCACAAAUACACAUACCGGAUGCAGAGAUUGUUUUUUGUCCGAAAAUCGGAAUCGCAUUUGUGAAAUCAAUCGAUUUGUUAGUAGCAUUUCAUUACAAGAAUUUAGAAGAAUUGUGACUUGAACUUGAAUUGAAAGUUCAGAUUAUGUGUAAAUGAAUAACAUGCCGUUUUAAUCAGAUUUUUAAUUUUAAAAUCAAAACCAACUAAACAACAGUUACAACAACAAAUACCUUAGCUAAUUAGUAUAACAAUACGCUCAUUUUUAGUAUCGGCGCGAUAGACAAAAACA
Contarinia nasturtii (swede midge) is the source of this 10607-nucleotide messenger RNA. RefSeq lists its product as uncharacterized. Gene Ontology annotation, molecular function: NMDA glutamate receptor activity; transmitter-gated monoatomic ion channel activity involved in regulation of postsynaptic membrane potential. Lineage: Eukaryota; Metazoa; Arthropoda; Insecta; Diptera; Cecidomyiidae. Gene Ontology annotation, cellular component: plasma membrane; postsynaptic membrane. The transcript is spliced from 18 exons. The record is from RefSeq and is a predicted model, not a curated record. Gene Ontology annotation, biological process: synaptic transmission, glutamatergic; modulation of chemical synaptic transmission; ionotropic glutamate receptor signaling pathway. Bases 3310 to 10137 code for a protein of 2275 amino acids.